Molecule: messenger RNA, 1119 nt
Organism: Lepus europaeus (European hare)
Lineage: Eukaryota; Metazoa; Chordata; Mammalia; Lagomorpha; Leporidae
Gene: FPR1
Product: formyl peptide receptor 1
Exons: 1
Coding region: 1-1059 (352 amino acids)
Biological process (GO): complement receptor mediated signaling pathway; phospholipase C-activating G protein-coupled receptor signaling pathway; positive regulation of cytosolic calcium ion concentration
Cellular component (GO): plasma membrane
Molecular function (GO): N-formyl peptide receptor activity; complement receptor activity
Source: RefSeq, a predicted model, not a curated record
AUGGACAGCAACACCUCUCUUCCCCUGAACGUGUCUGGAGGGACUCCGGCCACACCUGCUGGCCUUGUUGUCCUGGACGUCUUCUCCUAUUUGAUGCUCGUCGUCACCUUUGUCCUCGGGGUCCUGGGCAACGGGCUGGUGAUCUGGGUGACCGGCUUCCGCAUGACUCACACGGUCACCACCAUCUCCUACCUGAACCUGGCCGUGGCCGACUUCUGCUUCACCUCCACGCUGCCAUUCUUCAUUGUCACCAAGGCCCUGGGGGGACACUGGCCCUUCGGCUGGUUCCUGUGCAAGUUCGUUUUCACCAUCGUGGACAUAAACCUGUUUGGAAGCGUCUUUCUGAUCGCCCUCAUCGCUCUGGACCGCUGCAUCUGUGUCCUGCACCCAGUCUGGGCCCAGAACCAUCGCAACGUAAGCCUGGCCAAGAAGGUGAUUGUUGGACCCUGGGUCUGCGCUCUGCUCCUCACCCUGCCAGUUAUCAUCCGGGUGACCACACUGUCUCAUCCAAGGGCACCAGGGAAAACGGCCUGCACCUUCGACUGGUCUCCCUGGACCGAAAACCCUGCAGAGAAGUUGAAGGUGGCCAUCAGCAUGUUGAUGGUCAGGGGUAUCAUCCGCUUCAUCAUCGGCUUCAGCACGCCCAUGUCCAUCGUGGCCAUCUGCUACGGGCUCAUUGCCACCAAGAUCCACAGACAAGGCCUCAUUAAAUCCAGCCGUCCCCUGAGGGUGCUCUCUUUCGUGGUGGCCUCCUUUCUCCUCUGCUGGUCCCCCUAUCAGAUCGCGGCCCUCAUAGCCACGGUCAGAAUCAGGGAACUCUUGCUGGGUAUGGGCAAGGACCUCCGAAUCGUGCUGGACGUGACGAGCUACGUGGCCUUCUUCAACAGCUGCCUCAACCCCAUGCUCUACGUCUUCAUGGGCCAGGACUUCCGAGAGCGGCUCAUCCACUCCCUACCCGCCAGUCUGGAGAGGGCCCUGAGUGAGGACUCGGCCCAGACCAGUGACACAGGAACCAACUCCACCUCAGCUCCAGCAGAGGCCGAGUUACAGGCGAUGUGAGCACUGGGCUGGACAGCACUCAGGAGCCCCCAGUUCCUGCUUCCUUCCAAACUGACUUGC